AGGACCCCGGCGUGCGGCUGGGCUGCCCGCGGCACGCCUGCAGGACCCCGGCGGCCGUGCACGCCGAGCCGAGCCCCCGGUCGCCGUGCCCGGUUCCCCCGCCGGCCACGAUGCUGGAGGAAGCGGGUGAGGUGCUGGAGAACGUGCUCCGGGCGUCGUGUCUGCCGCUCGGCUUCAUCGUCUUCCUGCCAGCCGUGCUGCUGCUUGUGGCACCGCCGCUGCCCGCGGCCGACGCGGCGCACGAGUUCACCGUGUACCGCAUGCAGCAGUACGACCUGCAGGGCCAGCCGUACGGCACGAGGAACGCCGUGCUCAACACCGAGGCGCGCACCGUGGACGCGGCCGUGCUGAGCCGCCGCUGCGUCCUCAUGCGCCUGCUGGACUUCUCGUACGAGCGCUACCAGAAGGCGCUGCGGCAGUCGGCGGGCGCCGUGGUCAUCAUCCUGCCGCGCGCCAUGGCGGCCGUGCCGCAGGACGUGGUGCGGCAAUUCAUGGCGGUGGAGCCCGAGAUGCUGGCCAUGGAGACCGUGGUGCCCGUGUACUUCGCCGUGGAGGACGAUGCCCUGCUGUCCAUCUAUGAGCAGACGCAGGCCGCCUCCGCGUCCCAGGGCUCGGCCUCGGCCGCGGAAGUGCUGCUGCACACGGCCACGGCCAACGGCUUCCAGAUGGUCACGAGUGGGCUGCAGAGCAAGGCCCUGAGUGACUGGCUCAUCACCAGCGUGGAGGGCCGGCUGACAGGCCUGGGUGGAGACGACCUGCCGACCAUCGUCCUGGUGGCACACUACGACGCCUUUGGAGUGGCCCCCUGGCUGUCGCUCGGCGCAGACUCCAACGGGAGCGGCGUUUCGGUGCUGCUGGAGCUGGCGCGCCUCUUCUCCCGCCUCUACACCUACAAGCGCACGCACGCCGCGUACAACCUGCUGUUCUUUGCUUCCGGAGGGGGCAAGUUUAACUACCAGGGCACCAAGCGCUGGCUGGAGGACAACCUGGACCACACGGACUCCAGCCUGCUGCAGGACAACGUGGCCUUCGUGCUGUGCCUGGACACGCUGGGCCGCGGCAGCAGCCUGCACCUGCACGUGUCCAAGCCGCCGCGGGAGGGGACGCUGCAGCACGCCUUCCUGCGGGAGCUGCAGACGGUGGCCGCCCACCAGUUCCCCGAGGUGCGCUUCUCCAUGGUGCACAAGAAGAUCAACCUGGCGGACGAGGUGCUGGCCUGGGAGCACGAGCGCUUCGCCAUCCGCCGCCUGCCGGCCUUCACGCUGUCCCACCUGGAGAGCCACCGCGACGGGCAGCGCAGCAGCAUCAUGGACCUGCGGUCCCGGGUUGACUCCAAGACCCUGACGCGCAACACGCGCAUCGUGGCUGAGGCCCUGACCCGUGUCAUCUACAACCUGACGGAGAAGGGCACACCCCCUGACAUGCCUGUAUUCACGGAGCAGAUGCAGGUGCAGCGGGAGCAGCUGGACUCGGUCAUGGACUGGCUCACCAGUCAGCCGCGGGCCGCCCAGCUGCUGGACAAGGACGGCACGUUCCUCAGCACGCUGGGCCACUACCUGGGCCGCUACCUGAAGGACGUGAAGCAGCACCACGUGAAGGCUGACAAGCGGGACCCCGAGUUCGUCUUCUACGACCAGCUGAAGCAGGUGAUGAACGCGUACAGGGUCAAACCGGCCAUCUUCGACCUGCUGCUGGCUGUCUGCAUUAGCGCCUACCUCGGGCUGGCCUACACGGCGGUCCAGCACUUCGACCUCUUGUACAAGUCGGUGCAGCGGCUGCUGGUGAAGUCGAAGGCUCAGUGACCAUCUCCGCCCGGGCCUCGCUGCCUCCUACCCAGCCAUCGGCCUUGUCAGAGCUGAGCCAGCCAGGGUCCCCAGGAACAGCGCCCAGAGGAGCCCUGGCCCCAUGGUGACUGGGGGUGCCUGUGGAUUCUGCAGCCUCAGGCGUGGGCCUGACCCGGCCUGUGCCCCGCCACCGCACCUGCCCACGACCUGGACGGUCAUCAUUGCUCGGCCCUCCUCCUGUGGGCAAGGAGAUGGGGUGACCCCCAGCCCAGCGCCCAGCGUGCCCUGCCCACCUCUGCUGUGCCCAGGGACCCGCCGGCCCGGCCCACACCACACCUCUGCACUCCCAGCCUCGCCUGAGCGUGCGGUGGGGAAGACACGUCCCACUGCCCCCCGAGGAGGGCAGGCGGAAAGGCAGGCCUGGCCCAGGUGGGGGCGCUGACCUCAGGGAAACCCCGGUGUGCGGCGUCCGUAGCAAUAGAACUGGCGAGGGCGCACAGCCCCACAGGUGGGUUCUGGGGUGCGUGGCUCCUUGGCCGGCUGCAGCCGGGGUCCUGUGCAAACCAGUAGGGCCGUCCUGGCACCCCAAGUGCACUGAAUGCCCAGGGCAGGGCCACUGUGUGGGAGAACCUCCGGGUUGGCCCGGGAAGGCAGGCCUUGGCUGUUUAGGGGUCCCAGGUGCGUGAUGAGAAAUAAAGCCAUACUGAACGAG
Molecule: messenger RNA, 2496 nt
Organism: Ochotona princeps (American pika)
Lineage: Eukaryota; Metazoa; Chordata; Mammalia; Lagomorpha; Ochotonidae
Gene: NCLN
Product: nicalin
Exons: 15
Coding region: 111-1802 (563 amino acids)
Biological process (GO): regulation of signal transduction
Cellular component (GO): endoplasmic reticulum membrane
Source: RefSeq, a predicted model, not a curated record